AGUGGAGUGGAGCGGAGCGGAGCGGAGUGGAAAGGAGUACCGUGGAAUGGAGUGUAGUGCAGUGCUGAGAAUAUGAUUGUGGAGCCAGUUUGGUCGGAGAUGGACAAUGGCUCUUUCCCGAGGUCUGAGAUGCUGUGCCCGGGUGUUUUCCUGGAUACCUGUCCUCAUAAUCACCUCCGUGGUGCUGUGGUCCUACUACGCCUAUGUGUUUGAGUUAUGUUUAUUCACAAUCAGCAACACAUUGGAGAAGGUGGCCUACCUACUGGUGUUCCAUGUGUGUUUUGUGAUGUUCUCCUGGACCUAUUGGAAGGCCAUCUUCACUCCUCCUGCCUCACCCUGCAAGAAGUUCCAGCUGUCGUACUCCGAUAAGGAGCGCUAUGAGAGGGAGGAGAGGCCUGAUGCUCAGAAACAGAUCCUGGUGGACAUCGCUAAGAGUCUCCCCAUCUUCACUAGAGCUACGUCUGGAGCGAUCAGGUUCUGUGACCGGUGCCAGGUGCUGAAGCCUGACCGCAGUCACCAUUGCUCUGUCUGUGAAACGUGUGUCCUGAAGAUGGACCAUCACUGUCCAUGGGUGAAUAACUGUGUGGGGUUCUCCAACUACAAGUUCUUCCUCCUCUUCCUGUCCUACUCCAUGGUCUACUGUGUGUUCAUCUCUGCCUCAGUCUUCAGAUACUUCAUCAACUUCUGGGUGGGGGACCUGCCAAACGGACCCGCUAAGUUCCACGUUCUCUUCCUGAUGUUCGUGGCGUUGAUGUUCUUUGUCAGUCUCAUGUUCCUGUUGGGUUACCACUGCUGGCUGGUCGUCCAGAACCGGUCCACACUAGAGGCGUUCUCUGCUCCAGUCUUCACUACAGGACCAGACCGUAGUGGUUUCAAUGUGGGGUUCAGGAGGAACCUGCAGCAGGUGUUUGGAAACAACAAGAGACUCUGGUUCCUGCCUAUCUGCACCAGCCAAGGAGACGGACACUACUUCCCCCUGAAGAGCCAGAGUGAGUCCUCAACCUCUCUAUUAGCCAAUGAGGAGAAAUGGGAGGAGGAAGAGGAGUCAGAGGAUGACAACAUAGGUGAUGACAGGGAUCCCUCUGUUACCGUGGAGAUGGACGAAGAGGAGCAGGAUCACGUUAUGGACUUUAUAAACGGUGCAGUGGGAGUCGUACCCUGAGGAGGAAGACAAGCCUACCCUGAGGAGGAAGACAAACCUACCCUGUGGAGGCAGACAAACCUACCCUGUGGAGGCAGACAAACCUACCCUGAGGAGGAAGACAAACUGUGGGACCAUCAGACACACGGAAGAACUCGACGUGCAGCCAAAACGUUUUUAGACAUUACCAUCUCAAUAUCAUGUAUAGUUUUCAGUUUCACCAUGGAGGAAGGACAAUGUUAGGGGAACAGAUGACAACCAGUAUAUCACAUUACACGGUUGUUUUAAGAGAAAGACCAUGUCUAGCACUGUCUCCUUACUUCUGUUGUCUCCCUACCUCUCUGUAUUUUUGUGGAUCUUAUAUAGUACUAGGCUGCUAGCUAGCUUUUCUUUUCUCGCCUGUUUUUUUUUUGCCCAUAUUUUGUAAAUGUAAAUAGCUUUGUGAUUUACAUCUUUAAAUGAAAAGAGUUCUACAAAUGUAAUGUAUUAUCAUUAUUCCGUAUGCAGGGCCCUUAAGGCCCAAUCAGAAUGGAGAAAGCCCAUUAAAACCACAAAUGUAUUUGUUGCCAUCCUAGGGCCAUGCACCUGUCGUUCCUUUGUCUUGUAAAGAUGCUGCCCUGCCCAAGUCAAAUGUUAUUUGUCACGUGCGCCGAAUACAACACGUGUAGUAGACCUUACAGUGAAAUGCUUACUUACAAGCCCUUAACCAACAGUGCAGUUUUUAAUGAAAAUAAAUGUUAAAGUAUUUACUAAAAUAAACAAAAUAGAAAAUAAAAAAAUAAAGAGGCUAUAUACAGUA
Molecule: messenger RNA, 1940 nt
Organism: Salvelinus fontinalis (brook trout)
Lineage: Eukaryota; Metazoa; Chordata; Actinopteri; Salmoniformes; Salmonidae
Gene: zdhhc15b
Product: zinc finger DHHC-type palmitoyltransferase 15b
Exons: 11
Coding region: 107-1162 (351 amino acids)
Biological process (GO): synaptic vesicle maturation; protein targeting to membrane; peptidyl-L-cysteine S-palmitoylation
Cellular component (GO): endoplasmic reticulum; Golgi apparatus
Molecular function (GO): protein-cysteine S-palmitoyltransferase activity
Source: RefSeq, a predicted model, not a curated record